AUGACGCCUCCGAAGAAGGCAACUAGUAGUAAACAAACAAAAUUGAAGCUUCUGUACCGUCGGCGGUCCAACAUUUUGGGUUCCGCCAAUUUAAUAAAGAAGUUUAACGACGGGUUCGAUCCCACUCAAGAAGGUGAAGCGGCACUCAUGAUUCCUUCACUGAAAAAAGAGUCUGCACAAAAACUCGCAGAUCUCGCCGAUGAGUUCAAUCGGCACGUGCAGCUACUGGAUAAACUCGAAGGUGCUGAGAAUCACUGGAAUGCUUUCUUAGUCGAACGAUUGAGCCAAUGUCUUAACUCCGUCACGCUCCCUCUCCCAAACGGCAACACCCAAUCCGAGAUCAAACAUCCCAAAUCCCGAUCCGUCGUGUCGCACGUUGUAUCCGACAACGUCUCCAAGUGCGCCAACUGCAAGCAGGCACAUUUCCUGUUCCAGUGCGAACAAUUCCGAACGCUUUCUCCACAACAACGGUUCGAAGUCGCGAAGAAGCACGGGCUGUGCAUUAACUGCCUGAAGGGUACGCAUCAAGCGGAGAACUGUUCCAGUGGAUCCUGUAAGAGCUGCGGCAAGAAACACCACUCGUUGCUGCACCUGCCACCCCUCUCUUCCGCUCCUGGUCCACAGCCAGGGACUUCGUCGAACAAGUCCGCUGAAGCAAACACUUCGCAGUCAUGCCAAAUGUCGCACUUCGUUCCGAAUCGUGUCGAAAGCUCUCCGCCGGAAGAGCUCGCCGUUGCCCCACCACCUGUCUCCGCGGAAGUGAUUACCCAACCUCGGCAGUCAACAGUCAUUCUGUCAACAGCAGUGAUAAAAGUGAAAGACGCCGACAAUCAGUACGUUCUCGCCAGAGCCCUCCUGGAUAGUGGAUCACAGCCGAGCUUCAUCUCCGAAGCACUUUGCCAGAAACUUUGUUUGAAGCGGACAAAGCUGAACUCGCCAGUCAGUGGGAUCGGACAAUCCGUCGUUAACGUCCGCUACGCUGUGACACUAUCGCUUACUUCUCGUUUCGAAACCUUCACUGCUAAGAUGGACAGCCUCGUGCUACAAAAGCUUCCCCAAUUCAACAUCAGCCAAGGCGUGGACAUCAUCAUCGGAGCUGCUCUGUUCUUCGAUCUUCUCGAGCACGAUCUCAUCUCGCUCGCCUCUGGCUAUCCAACGCUACAGAAAACAGUGCUUGGAUACAUCAGCACCGUCGCUCGUGACAACACGGGCCGCUACGUCGUUCGUCUUCCGUUCAAGGAAGAAAAGGUGCCGAUGCUUGGAGAUUCGCACACCGCUGCGCUGCGAAGAUUCCAACAAAUGGAGAAAAGAUUCGCCGUCGAUGAAGAUCUCCGUCGCAGCUACUCAGAGUUCAUGGACGAGUAUGAGAGAUUGGGUCAUAUGGAUUUGGUUCUCGUCGCGUCGCAGUUUUUCCUCCCACACCAUGCUAUCCAGCGACCGGAGAGUACGACCACUAAAACGCGUGUGCUAGCCGACGACGAAGGACAACGAUUCCCGCUGGCCGUGCCAGUGGUAUUGAAAGACACCUACGUAGACGACGUGAUUACUGGAGACGACGACCAUGAUACAAUGGCUGAGACUUGCAAGCAGUUUAGCGAAAUGAUGGAGUCCGGUGGCUUCGUGCUUCGAAAGUGGGCUUCGAACUACAAAACAGUUCUGUGUCACAUUCCAGAUGAACUGUGGGAAACAUCGGCAGAGCUAGAGUUUGAUCGUUCGCAAGCCGUCAAAGCUUUGGGGUUGUUGUGGUUCCCCCAGCGGGACGUAUUCAAGUUCAAAGUCCCUGCGCUACCAGAUUUGCCUGCCGUGACAAAGCGGAUUGUCGUCUCCGAGAUGUCCCAACUGUUCGACCCACUCGGACUUCUUGGACCCGUGGUCGUGAUAGCAAAGAUGUUCAGCCAAACUCUCUGGGCAGCAGACCUGUCGUGGGGUUCUGAGAUUUCUGAGAUUGGAGCAGAUUCAGCAGCAUGGCGGAGAAAGUACUGUGCUGACAUCGAACGGCUUCACCAACUGGAAGUUCCGAGAAGAGCUCUCUGGAACACUCGAAGCCAAUACUCUAUCCAUUGCUUCUGCGACGCCUCGCAGAAGGGUUACGGAUGCUACGUCUACAUCGUCUCAUCGGACGAGCUUGGGCAGCUCCACUCGCAUCUCCUAACAUCGAAAUCUCGUGUUGCACCACUUCGUGAACAGCCGAUUCCACGGCUGGAGCUCUGCGCAGCACUCCUCGGGAGUCAGUUGGUGCACAAUCUACUGACAAACAUCAACUUGUCUGCACCAGUCACAUUUUGGACCGACUCAGCCGUCGCACUUCACUGGAUCAAAUCCAGAUCGAACACCUGGAAAGUUUUCGUAUCUAACCGGGUCGCAGAGAUCCAACGCCUGACGAAAGAUGCCCCAUGGAUGCAUGUACCGACCGAUCUUAACCCUGCCGACCAUAUCUCCCGAGGAAUGCUUCCAAGCCAGAUCCUAGACGACAAGCUGUGGUGGCAUGGUCCAGCGUUCCUCACCUCCCCCGUCGAUCAGUGGCCGGAGAGUGUGGUUUCGAUGCCGACCAAGUCGGAAAUUGAAGAUGAAAUGCGUCCAUUGGUAUCCCUCCCGCUGAACCAACGCAUUCUGUCCUCGCUGUCGCCGAAAGAAAUAGACUUUGCGCUGAAGUCGAUGGUACGCCUUGCUCAGAGCCAGGAAUUCCCAGCGGAAGUUUGCUUGUACCACCGCAAAGAGACGGACAAAUCUGUCUGCGUCGCAUCGAAAUUGCCACUCAAGAAUUUGAUUCUUUUCAUGGACGAGUUUGGACUUCUUCGGAUUAACGGACAGUUGAAGAAUCUGAACGCUCCAAUCGAUACCCGUCAUCCGAUUAUGUUGCCAGCCAACCACCAACUGAGCUGGAUGAUCGCCAGGUCCGUUCAUCUGCAAACGCUUCACAGUGGCCCUUCGCUACUGCUCGCCACAAUGCGUCAACGUUUCUGGCCACUUCGGGGGAGAGAUUUGGCUCGUAAGGUCGUUUGCCAAUGCGUUACGUGCUUCCGAUGCAACCCAACAUCUGCAAGUCAGAUCAUGGCGCCUCUAUCAUUAGUUCGCUUCAGACCUGCCCGAGCCUUCGCGUAUUCCGGGAUGGAUUACUGUGGGCCGUUUUUCGUUCGUCCGAUAAUUGAGAGAGGUGCGUCGGUUAAAGUCUACGUCGCGUUAUUCGUAUGCUUGGUGUUGAAGGCCGUACACCUUGAAGUCGUGCCGGAUCUGUCGUCCGUCGCGUGCAUAGCCACUAUCAAGCGCUUUGUCGCCCGGCGCGGUCGCGUCCUCGAGUUGCAUUGCGACAACGCGACUACGUUCGUCGGGGCCGAUCGCGAGCUGCGGAAUCUGCGCAAGGAGUUCCAGCAGCAAUUCCAAUCCCAGGAAUGGGCCGACUUCUGCUCCGGAAAUGGGACCGUUCCGUUUCAUCCCUGGUCGUUCUCCACACUUCGGAGGCAUAUGGGAAGCCGGAGUAAAAUCAUUUAA
Molecule: messenger RNA, 3489 nt
Organism: Aedes albopictus (Asian tiger mosquito)
Lineage: Eukaryota; Metazoa; Arthropoda; Insecta; Diptera; Culicidae
Exons: 8
Coding region: 1-3489 (1162 amino acids)
Molecular function (GO): nucleic acid binding
Source: RefSeq, a predicted model, not a curated record